AUGGAGUGUCUUCUUAUCGAGGUGCAUGACCUUGUUAGCGCUAUCGCAAACGCGCUAGCCGCGACCGCCCGCCCUAUGGAUGAUCUACUCACACCAGUGAGUAUAGUCUAUAAAAGACAAGAGCAAAAGGAUGAAAAUGCUCUUAUUGAGGUUUCUACCUCUUCACCAUUAAUCCAGCCAGUCAAGAAGACCCAUUCAAAUCCUAUACACACAUCAAGCGCUGAACAAGCAUUGGAAACGCUGAAAAAUCAGCCCAGUUUUGAUGACUUGAAGUCGGCUCUGAAAUUUCUUGACGAUGAAACAGAUUUUAGUAUUACUUCUCCGGGUCCCCUGGCUUCUCAGUUGGUACAUGUUUUGGUGUCUGAAGUCACACCCAACUACUGGAGUAUUUUUCAUGAGUCAGGCAGCAAGGCCAGAAACAACAAGCAAUCUCCUAUUUUCAAAUCACUGCUUAAAUCAAUUCGAAGUACAACCGGUAUUAAUGCUAUAUUACUGAAUUUAAAGCGACUCGCGCAGCAAUCCAAGGAGACUAAGAAGAAAAUAGGAGGUUCAAGUAUCGAAGAGAGUCUGAAGAUACAGCUGCAACUUUGUGUUGAGGUUCUUGAAGGGGAAAGCACCAUCGAAAAGCUCUGGAACACUAUCACCAGUUCAUCUGAUGUCCCCAUCAAGCAGAGAGCUCUUUUCAACGAGUUCUUAGCCUUGAUAGGAAGUGGAAAGAUUAUUGGUAUCACUGCGGAGGCCGAAGCAAUCUCUAAUGAACUCAGUAAACAGCCAAAUGACAAGUAUUGGGUUGCCGAUGGAGGCUCCUAUAGCAGAUGGCUGGGUCAAAAUAUCAUCUUCUGGUUGAAAGUCCUGCCACAAGACUCCGAGCAAGCAUGGAAGAGCUGUAACGAACUCUUUGGGAAGUGUCUUAGGCUUGGUCAUAUUGAUAAUAUUGCCAAAGAGGUUUUAGGGUCUCUACUCCUACAAAAAGAAGAAGAUUCAGUAAAAUUCUUGAAGCUGUAUGGAUACCUUCCAAGCUUCGAACAACGGAAUCUACUUUAUACAUUUCUAAAUCUACUUUCACGGGAUAACCUAUCAUUGGAUAUCACAUCGGAGGAUGAUGAGAAGUGGUGGCAAGCAGAUGCAGUCAUCGUAUCAGCAGCGUCUAAGCUCAUUAGCAUGCUAAUCGCUGAUCAUGAGUCGCGGAAAGAUCAUCUGAUAUCUUGGUUGACGAACUCCUCAGGGGCUGGUAUAGGCGAAGGUGUGGCAAUCCGACGUGCUGCAAUCGCAUCCCUCUCAAAAAGUAAGAAGGAUAUGGAAAGUAUAUUGGAAAGAAGUUUGAGCCAAUUUGGUGAUAAUUUGUAUAUUAGACAUGCGCCUACCUUGCAACAAGAAGUACAUGCUCAAGUUCUCCUCCUGUCUGCCGGAUACGUUUGUAGAUUGUCGCCUCUUCGACUUGCGAUGAUCAUGAGGUCGGGUUCUCAUUUGAGUGUUGUUUCAAAUAGAUUAGCUGCAUCAUCACCUCGAGCACGCUUUUUGGGUAUGGUUAUUGGAGAAGCUAUGUCUAGUUUAGUCGAUAAAGGAGAUAAAAUGAUGGAUUUUAAGAUUGAAGAUACGAAAACUUCCGAGGCAAAAUGGUACAAGAGUUUGGUAAACGUAUCAGAUACAAUUGGCAAUCUCGAGCCUCUCAAGUCGACGUUUGUUCCAAAAGUAUCGAAAACAACAAAAGCUGCAAAGGCAAAGUCAGCGUCAAAAUCAAACCCCCUCAAAGGAAAUUCUAAAAUCAUCUCCAUUGAAGAAAUUGAAGAUGACGACGAGGUCGAAUCUGAUGACGAUGGACUUACUCCUUAUGCCAAGCCUGAUUCCGAUGUCGAAGACUCUGAUGAAGAUCCAACGCUUAUCAUCAGAAACAAACCAACAGCUCCCGUCUAUAUUCGUGAUCUCAUCACCUAUCUAAGAGAUACUGAAAAUUACGAUCGUCAAAAACUAGCACUUUCCACUGCAGCUUCCUUGAUACGGCGUAAAGCCAACUUUGGCGCAGAGGUCAGUUCUCACGCGGAAGAGAUCGCAACUCUUCUUGUUGGUUUGCAAGACAAAUAUGAUAUUGAGAACUUCCAAGAAAUGCGUUCACAAGCUAUGAUAGCCAUCCUCAUUGCACUACCAGAGAAAAUGGGCCAAUGGUUUUCGAAGACAUUCUUUGAUGGCGAUUACUCUCUAGCUCAGCGUGCUGCUGUUCUUACCACACUCGGUCUCGGAGCUCGGGAGCUAGGUGGCCAUGGUUCUGAAGACAAGUCUCUCGCCAAUGCCACUGGCUCAUCUUUAUCUUCAUCGUCGUUUCCUUCAAAAAAGCUCCCAGAAGCAAUGCACAAAUACUAUUCUCCGUCCCCUUCAAAACCUGCUCUUACUGCUCUUAGCGCAACCGGAAACCCCGUCGAAGCCCUAACCAGCAGCCUGCAAAAAACUUUCCUCGCGCCUCUUGCAGCCCAAACAGCCGACAGCUUAAGCGGUCCAAAUAUUCUUAAAGUCCGCACUUUCUCCUCGCGUCUCGAGGUCGAGAAGAAGCGUAAAAAGCCUAUCUCGAAUGCCCUUGCCAAAAUUGUCUCUACCUCAUUCUUCUUCCCCUUAACCGGUCGCUUUUUCAUUCAUCUCAAAGCCUACGGUUCAAACUCUUCUUCCAACAUCGCUUUCCAACCCUAUCUCCUCAGUCUCUUUCUCAAAACCCUUAGUAUAAUCCUCCACUCUUCGGGACAAUCAACACUAAGUCUUCCACAAAUGACGAGCGAGUUUUGGGAUUUAUGUCUUGGUUUAAGAAUACAAGCGAUGACAGAUACGGUGGUGCAAGAAGCGCUAUUGUUUUCUUUUAUGACGAUUUUGGAGAUUAAUGAUGGAGAUCUUAGGGGUCUGGCGGAAAGACAUGGGCGGGAAUUAUUGGAGACGAGGGAGUGGGUUGAAGGGGUUUUUAAAGGGAUUGGCGCGGGGAGUGAGGAAGAUGAGAAGAGGAGAUUACUUGCUGCGGGCGUGUUGGUCAGAAUUGGGGAGUGUGUGGAGAAGUGGCAGAGGCUUAUGGUGGGGGAUGUGGUGGGGUUUACGUAG
Botrytis fragariae is the source of this 3075-nucleotide messenger RNA. Its product is annotated as putative telomere length regulation protein. Gene Ontology annotation, molecular function: Hsp90 protein binding; telomeric repeat DNA binding. The record is from RefSeq and is a predicted model, not a curated record. Gene Ontology annotation, cellular component: cytosol. Bases 1 to 3075 code for a protein of 1024 amino acids. Gene Ontology annotation, biological process: telomere maintenance via telomerase; protein stabilization. Lineage: Eukaryota; Fungi; Ascomycota; Leotiomycetes; Helotiales; Sclerotiniaceae. The transcript is spliced from 5 exons.